GCCGUUCAGUUAGACCAGUACCAGCAUACACAACGCACAACUAUUGAAUCAUACUAGCUCACAUUCGCAAGACCUCAGCUCAGUCUAGUUUGUAGCCUAGACAGGUACUGCAGCUAAAGGUGUGAUCAUGGCUGGACUUUUUAAGAACCUCUAGCGUCGGCUUUUCUGCUUGCUGAUACGGCACAGCAGAAACCAUACAGGAUCAUCCAACUAUUAUUAGGAGGUCCCCAGACUCCACACACUCCACACAAACGCGUACACCACCAAGCAUCCAUCAUGCCUGUCCAGACCCCGCAAUGGACGGAGGUCCUCUCUUGUCCCGUGUGCUGCAAGGACUUCAGCCCGAGCGGCCGUCAGCCAGUCAGUCUGUCGUGCGGUCACACAGCCUGCAGAAUGUGUCUCAGCAAGCUGCAUCGUCAACAGUGCCCGUUCGAUCAGACUCCCAUUUCCAAGGAUGUGGACAAGCUUCCUACAAACUUUGCCAUUCUUCAGCUCGUGGCUGGUCAGGAAGUGAUGAGAGAUCCGUCAAGGAAACGGAUUCCCGAUGGCCUGAAGCCUGCUGAGUUUGAGAACUAUCAGACUACACAGGGCAUCAUUGAAGAAUUGGCUCUCUAUCUCAAGGCUCUUAACAAACCAUCUUCCGGUAGCCUGAAUGGAACCCUGAACGGUAACGGUGGCUCGCCCCUCCUCAGCCGUCCGAUCCAGCGUAAACUAGUCACCCUGGUCAAUUGUCAGCUGAUUGAGGGAGAAGGCAGGGCCAGGGUGGUUCGGGCAGCCCGAUCUCUGGGGGAGAGGAUCGUUACAGAACUGAUCAUUCAGCAUCAGAACCCGCAGCAGCUCUCUACCAACCUGUGGGCUGCAGUGCGAGCCAGAGGCUGCCAGUUUCUUGGACCUGCCAUGCAGGAGGAAACUCUGAAGCUUGUUCUGCUGGCGCUGGAGGACGGGACACCUCUCUCUCGCAAGGUCCUGGUCAUGUUUGUAGUCCAGAAGCUUGAGAUGCAGUUUCCCCAGGCCUCCAAGACGAGCGUGGGUCACGUGGUUCAGCUCCUCUACCGAGCGUCCUGUUUUAAGGUCACCAAGCGGGAAGAGGAGUCCUCUCUCAUGCAACUCAAAGAAGAGUUCCGCAACUACGAUUCCCUGAGACGCGAGCACGACACGCAGAUUGUUCAGAUAGCCAUCGAGGCCGGCUUGAGGAUAUCACCGGAACAGUGGUCGUCCCUACUGUACGGUGAUCUCAAUCAUAAAUCUCACAUGCAGUCCAUCAUUGACAAGCUCCAGACUCCAGCCUCCUUCACCUCCAGUAUCCAGGAGUUGACCAUUUGUCUCCAGCGCUCCGGAGAUCCAGUCCGCUUGGCCCAGCUCCACGCUCAGCUGGAGAAACUGGCAGCCAUUGACCCAAGUCCAGGAGCAAUGAUCUCCUCCUGGGAAGGCAUCCUGUCUGCUUUAGACUCUGUCAGGAAGGUCCUCAAGGGGCUGAUGGAGUUCCUCCAGAACUACUCCCAGAACAAGAAAGCCCUGGAUCUCCAGACCCAGAACAUCAAGUACAAGACCAGUCUGUGUCGGGACGUCAUGCAGAAGGGAGGCUGCCCUCGGGGGCCAAGCUGCACGUUCGCGCACUCGGAGGAAGAGCUGGAGAAGUACCGUUCAAAAAGCCGUCAACUCCUGUCCUCGCUGAACAGUCAGAACAAGAAUUCAAACGUUUCACGCGGAGAUGGCUCCUUAUUAAGCGAGGGUAAUAAUGAGACAUCUACCCAGUCCAUGCCUGGCAGUUCAAACGGCAAGCCACCAAGGGACCAACCCAUAUACAGCCUGGAGGAAUGCUCCGCUGCCGCCAGGCUGGGGAGCGAGUCUCUCUACAGCAGCGUGUCGGGGCUGUUCUCUGAUCAGCAGGAACGCAGCACUGGCUCGGCUGCCAUGGGCUAUAAAUCUGAAUCGGGCCGGAUCCACAGGCCCCCUCUCAGUGCAUUCUCUCAGCUGGCUUCCUCAGAGAGAAAUGAGGAUGAGCUACGUUUGGAUGAAGAUAUUCAAGCUUCUCUCUAUGGACUCAGGGAUCGUAACGAGCAGUCAAUGACUACCAGGAAGGAGUUGAGUAGCCCCACUCCCGGGCUGCCACCCCACCUGGAGUACCCCAAUAUCUUACCGAGCAGUAACACCAAGAUGUACCUAGCCAGUCGUAGCCUGAGCAUGAAUGCUAGCGAACCAUCGGUGGGCAGAGAGGACUCGGAGAGGACGUCCAGUGUGGGCGGGGGCAGGGUGAUGCACCAUGAAGCCAAGGGGCGAAGACCAGGGCCGGAUAUCGACAGAUACGCUCUACCGCCUGAAGAAGGGUACUUUUAUGAGAGGAGGAUGCCAUCCAAUGAAGCUCCUGCCGCCUAUGGUGGCCAGGCGCCUUCACCUCAUCCACCACCCCAACCCCACAUCCUGGUGCCCACCAUGCCGCCGCCACCCCAAGGCGACCCCUAUGACCGCAAGCCGGACAAGCACCCUUACCCCUACCACGCCCCCUCCGGUGGUGGUUACCUGUACCCUGAGUCCCAGGUGAUGCCCCAGACUCCACCGCCGGAGCCGCCGAGGCAGUACCGCAGACCGGUGGUGCAGCGCUACGUUGAUCCUCACACCAUGAAGGCGUAUGAUGUGGUGCCUGUGGAUGACUAUGUUGAGCCCUCAGCUCCGCCCCCAUCGUUGUUGCCGAGCCAGAGGUACAAGCCACAACCCAUGUAUCAUGGGGAGCCAGACUUCUACCCUCCGUACGACCAGCGAGGGCACAGGAUCGCCGACAUGAGACAUUUACCACCAGUAGGCACACCACAGGGGAACCCCAGUCACCUCAUCCCUGAUGAUAGCUCCAAGCGACCGGGGGGUAAAUUACCAAGCCACAAGGUUGCAGUCUCACCACCCAAACCAAAGCCGCCUCUUAGAUUGGAAAGAGGCCCGAGCCUGACAGAGUUGAAGGAACGUCAGACCUACCUGGUGACCAGGUUGGAUGAGAUCCAGGAUGAUACCGACACCAAGGAUGAUGAGCCUGUCACCUCCACCCCAUGGAGUAGGCCCGCCACCUCCAGCUCCACCAAUCCCCCCACCAGCCUGUGGGCUCACAUGGCUGAUACCCAGCCAUCAUGGACAACGUCCAGCAGUAGAGCCCUGUCAGAUAGCCUCUGGGGAACGUCCACAGAAUCAAAGGAAGCCAUAUCAUCAACAGGCCUAAGCUUUAGUUUCACAGGCAUUGAAGAUGAGGAGGAGGAGGAGGACAUCGACCACCGGAAGAAUGGUAUAGAUGUUGAUGCAGAGGAGGAGAUAGAGACUUCCAAGUUUACAGAUGACGAUGAGACUACUGAUCAGGCGGAUAGGUCGGACAGUGAAGUAGGAAGCUAUAAUCCUUGGACGAGCACGUCUCUGUUCAUGCCUAACACGGGGAAAGCGGUUAAAGAGACGGCGACCAACUACACGAUGACUUAUAGCAAGGUGUUGGUCCGUCAUGUCUCGGCCAACGAGGAUGACCCGUCGCAGAGGACACCUCAUGGCUCGCACCAGAUGGGAGACUAUGAGAAGAUGUCCAUGCAUGAGCUGGAGAGAACCUUGAAGGAGGUGGGGCAGCAGGACCAGAGGGCCGGCAGCAGUCACUUUGAGCGGGGACACAAGAUCCAGAUUGAGAUGGGGCGUCGAGAAGAGGACGGUCCCACCCCUUCGCCCCACUUCUCGAGCAACUCCGUUCCCCUGCCAGCCCAGCUUGUCAGCAAGGAACCCAUCCUGCAUAUGUACACCAAGUACCCCCAUGCAGGGGCUCUGGCGGCUUCGUAUGGACCGGUAUCUGGCUCAGCCAGAGCUCUGGGCAGCAACACAGGCCCUCUUAAGGUGAGCGCUGGCAUGGUUGAGAAUACGAUGCCAGUCAACAUGACACAACAGGAUUGUCAAGUGGCUCCAGGGUUCCAGACCCCCGAGGGUGAUGGCUACUACAUCAAGACACCCAAAGCACCUUCAGCUGAACUUGAAGCUACAAUUCUCAAAGAUGACUGGGAGACCACUGUAGAGAAGCUUGUUGAGUGUGAUCCACAAGCACAGGAGAAACUGAAACAAGCCCUGAGCCAGGUUAGGACCAGGAUCCAGGCCAAGGAGACUGCAAAGCAUGCCCACAACACAUUUAUAAUAGACUUUGAAGAGAAGAUACUGGAGAACAUGAACUGUGAGAAAGACCACCGGCCUGUCGUCGACUGUAGUCAUGGCGACUGUAGUCAUGGCGGUAACCAUGUAACACACCAGGUCAAACCUCCUCAGCAGAAUGUUUCAGUCCAACAGCCUGAAAACAGGGCUGUUCAGAUGCAGGAGUCUGGGCUCUCCCGCUACGCCCGCCAGCCCGAUCCUCACCACGUCCGCCAGCCUGACCCUCACCCCAGGGACCCCAGGGACCCCAGGGACUCUCAUUGGAUGCCGCAGCGCGGGGGCAGUCCAGGCCACGCCCCAGGUUACCAGUACGUUGAACCCCACCCCCAUAUGGAUGGGUACACCAGCCCCAAGACUCCUUACCCUCGCCUGGUCCCUGCGGGCAGCAGACAGACCAGAUAUGGCCCCCCUCCUCCUGGACCCGCUAGCCAUGUACAAGUAGAACGCCAAGGGAUACAUGCCUCCAAACGCCAGAUGGAGGCAGCAGACCUCCAGUAUGCCAAACAGGUGCAGGACAAGGAGCGUGAGGAGUACCUGAGGCACCUGGAGGAUGUCCAGAGGAGGCACGACCAGAUGGACCGUAUGGAGCAGCAGAAGCGGACCCAGGAGGAGCGGGACAGGAAGAUCGCCAGGGAGCUUGCCAUGAGGGAGGCCAUGUACAAUAAUUACCCCUAGUGGUGGAGCUUAGAUGCUGGAGGAGGGCAACGUUACCCCCCCCCCCCCCCCACUACCUAAGAAAGUGCAGCAGAGAUGGAGGAAGUUGUAGCUGUUGCUGUAGUAGCGUUAUAAAACAGCUACUGUAAUGCUGUCAGUUUUGUCACUUUUAUUAUACAGCAUGAUGCAGAACUGAUAUAAUAUUAAGUGAUUCAAUAUGUUAAUUUGUGAUGUUCCUUAAUUAUGUACACAUAUGGUAUACAUGUAAUGUAAGGAAGAAGAUUUUGUAGUGCAUAAUCUUUCCUGGUUGCUUUUUAGAGUUAGAUAUUGCUAAGAUUAUUUACAUUUAUCUGAUAGUGUUAACAGUCUAUACCAGUGAACUUCAAAAUGAUAUUGUCAAAUAUAUCUUCUGUAUUUCACUGUUUGUAUGCUUUUUGACAAUCGUAUAUAUUUGGAGGAUUGUAUGGAAGGGAGAAAAGGAUAUGUGUGGAUAUGAAAAAUAUUGUUCACUCCAGGCUAUGAGAUAUAGUUAUCUACAUGUACCAACCCAAAUGUUAGUUACAUAUAAUUAUACUGCAUAAGCAGCUAUUUUCGCAGGGGGUUUAUUUUCAUGAAUUUCACAAAUUGCUCAUUGAUGGCGAAUUUAACAACACGCGAAUAUUUCCAGCAAGUAUUAUGUUGCAUGUCGAACUAGCUGAAGAAAGCCCCUUCACUUGUAGCGUACGGCAUCUAUAGACUAUGGACUAUACACUAUAGCCAUCACAGGGUCAUCCAGCGAAGUUUAAGACUACAAGGAUCGUAAGAGAUCACUUCAAUGGAUUAUUUUCAUUUAUUUCUCCCAAAAUAAUUCUUAUGUAAUGACGAUUUGUGACACGCAGUAAUGAGUUGAUGAUCCACGGAAAUAGAAUGAUCAUCAUUAAAAAGUAUAACAUUGGUUAUGGCUGCGGCUUUAUGUGAAAUAAUGAGAUUCAAAUUUGUCUCUGAACCAUAGAUAAGCGAAAAUAUUGCCAUAUACAAUAAUUAAGGAAGCGAGGGAGAAGAGAGGACAGUGUGUGAUGCCAAAAUUAUGUCAUUUUGUAAAUGGCUCUGGUCACUUCUGCAAUCAAAGACACCUCUUUGUUGCUUUUUUUCCAUUAAUACGAUUUUAGACAUCUGAAAAUUAAGCAGUAUUAAUGUUUAAUACUAUCCUUAAUACCAUCUUUACUCAAAUCAUGUUCAAUUCCUUACUGGUACUUCAAAUCAUGUUUAGUUCCAUUAAAUUUAAUGUCGGGUGAGAGGUACAAAAAUAGGAAUGGAUCCUCUUUAUAAAUUCUAGGGGGUCUUUACUUCAGCCUAAUAUGAAAUCAUGAAGUUCAAGAAAUCAUUUGCAUUUGUUUUAGAAUCCAAAUGACUCACAUAACUUCCCCCACACAAGGAAAAUUCAGGAUCAAGUCUUCAAGUUGAUAAUGUUUGCUGAACAAUUCUCAAUUCCUGGCGUUUUUAAUUUGAACUUGUACCAAUACAGUUUGGGAGUGAGUGGAGGAACAAUUUUUUAUAGGUACCAGGCAAAUUUACUGUGUAAAAAAGCUUCCAGUCUUUUCUGGUUGAAAAGUCUAACCUCCAUUGAUUCUUUUGUGAGUUGAAAUUGGUUACCGGGUAUUUAUUUAUUCCCAUGAAGUGUAAUUUGGGAGAAAUUUAGUAGCACAUCCACUGACAUUUGGAUUGCUAAGUGUAUCUUACAAACUUUCACAGACGCCGGAUGCGUAUGGGGUUGGAUUAGUUCAAUAACUUUAAUAUGCCACUCAAAUUAUCUCCAGGUGCCACAUUGUAUUUAUCAUCAGAUAUACAUAAACAAAGGCUUUACGACUACUAAACCGUUUCCAGUGCAGGAUCAAUCUAUACUAAUGUUAAAAGGGUUGUCAUGGAGCUAAUCAGACCUGAAAUGGGUAAUUUUGCAAAGCUAUUGUGUUGCACAAAGCAAUCCGUCCAUCAAUUGAUGCUUAUUGCUGGUGCAAAAGUGCAUGUGUGGUAAUCAAGCAACCAUGCAGAAAAGCGAGGAAAGCAACCGAAGCGUUACAAAAGCAGCUGGUAUUAAUCAGCAGUUGUAUGGAUAGUUGUUUGAGGGACUCAUGGAAAAGCAUGAAGGUUGUCCAGUUUGAAAACAGUUCCCCUUUCAUUUAAACAUAUUUUCCAUGUGUACAUGUAACUUGUUUUGACUAAGUAUUUUGGACGUAUCCAACCAUAUCUAGAUUGGUUCUUUUACCGCUGUAAGUUAAUGUUAAUAACGUACAUUUAUUUUGUGUGUUACUGGGUAUGUUCUCAUUCUCUAUUCUCUAAAAUUUAAUUUUUUUAAAUAUAUUUCUAAAGUUAUGCACCGUACUAGUUGAGUUGAUUCACGACUUGGUAUCCUCUUGGAACAUUAUAUUUCUUAUUGUCGCCUUCGAUUUUUCAGAAAGCUACACAAAAUGCAGGAGUUCCAAUCAACUAAGCAGGUCAUGCUUUUGUGACAUGUACAUGCAUUCAACCAUUGCAUGUCAUUCAGUAAAUCAUAUUUCAUCGUAAUUUGAAAUGUAAUGAUACAUUAUUUUAAAUUCUUCUCUAUUCCUAGAUGGGACAUUGUAUGAAUAUACAUGUAUUGUGUAGAGUCAUCACGUAAAGGAUGCCCAUUUUUGCGGUUCUUUAGAUAUUUAUUAGCCUUUAGCGUUUAGGGUUUAAUGUAACCUUAUCAUGUUAUCAGUCUAAAUGCACCUUAUUGCUCUAGGAGUAUUGCCCCCCACCCCCCCCCCCCCCCCCAUUUUAUUUAUCAGAUUAAAGCAGGGCACAAGUACAAGACACAGGCAUAAGAAGGAAUUACGUGUAAUGUCUCCAUUUGAAGAAUACUCCUUGGUGAGGUUUCUUAAGAUAUUUAUUCUGCCCUUUUAGCAUUUUUAGCGGUCUAAAUGCACCUUUAUUACUCUAGGUGUAUUAUCCCUCCCCAUUCUUUAAAAAAAAAAUCAGAUUAAAGGAGGCCACAAAUUGUAGACAUAAUAUUAACAGUACUGUCCUUUAUAUUAAAGGAUUGUCAUAUCCUGUCAUUUAUGUGAAAAUCACAUUUUUUAAAAACUUGUCUAUCCGUGACAUCGGAAAGUAGUCAAUUUGUUAAUCUUUGGAGCAAAAACUGGGCAGCAGCUCACAAAACCAUGAGUAUUUGUACGAGUUCACCCUCGACUUAUUGAAAAGCAUGUGUUUAUUUAACAUGCGUUCCAAUAGGAUAUCUGUGAACUUGUAUGUAGGAUAAUUUCGUUAAAAAUGAUGCCCUGGUCUGUUACCCCCCCCCCCUUUCUGACUGUUAAAAAAAGUACAGAAAAAGUGAAAAGGAACAGAGUUCUGCCUGUAUCGUGUAAGAUGUCCAUGUGCUUAUGAAAAGAAAACUUAAUUUUAGACUGAAGCAAGUUCACAAAGUAAACUUCAGAUGAUGGUCGAAAAAAGUUUGUUGAAAUAUUCUGUCAUAUGUUAUGAGAGAAUUUUUAAGGUUUCCUCGGUGAGAGGAAACCAUUGGGAGUUGAUAUUUUCUGUUUUCUAGCAGCUGCUCUCCUCUUUAAGAAAAAAUUGAACUUGAAGCAGUUCGUAACAGGAAAAGAAGGAGAGGGAAAUUAUUAUUAAAAGAGCCAUGUUGGGUCGCUAUGUUUUGAUAAAACAUUUAUGUGUACACUUUACAAGUCAGAUUUAAAAAACUAUGACCAUUUAAUUAGUUUGUGGGUGCCUUUAUAUAUAUCGGUAACUUUUCAUUGUGUCGUGUGACACAUAGAAGGGAUGGAGUUAUUUUUAACAUUUUAUUUAUAGUGUAGUGGUUUGGUGGUAGGUUUUACUGUGUGAAAUUGAAAUCAAUCGUGUCUUUAUGUUUAAGUUGUGUAAAUGUGGUGUAAACAUGUAUGUCUAGAUGACUAGGCAUUUAAUAUGUUGUUGAUAUAAUUUUCAAAUAAUAGUGAUAGCUAAUGGUUUAUGAUAUGAAGAAGGUUUCAUUUUACAUUAAUGCGUAUCAUAUGCAUGCUGUGUACAUAUUGGCUGUGCCGCUACAAAUAGUGAUCAAGGUGUAGGUAUAUCGAUGUAAUUUCUGUAAUGCAUGUAUCAUCAUUUUUCUCAUUAAGUGUGUGUCCUGUAGGCUAUACCAACAAAUUGCACAAUGUUUAUUCUAUAAUUGAUACUUUAUCAAUCUGUGUAGACUGACUUAUUAGCAUUGUAGCAAUCUUAUUCAAAUAUUUAGUAGUGUAUUUUCAUCUAUAUAUCUGAUGGCAGUAUACUAGUAGUACACGAUUUCGUAUUCUCGUUACAUAUGCAUUUAUUUUUUAAACAACAAAUACAUUAUUGAAAAUGAUAUAUAUUUGUAUUAAUAUCUUCACCUUUUGUUCUGGAAAAAAAAAAUUUAUUAAGAAAAGUAAGUUUAAGUUAAAAUCCAAAUAUAUCUAUUAAUCAUUCAUAGAAAUUAAAACUUACAUUUAAAAUCAUAAACCUUGAUUAUUCUAGAGAUUAAUUAAAUGCUUUUUUUUCUUCUGUUUCUUCAAAUAAAUGCAACAUUUUUUUGCUAUGCUUUUAUAAUGUGGAAGAUGGAGUGCAAUGCUCUAUGAGCUUUGAUAACUCCCUGAACUUUUUAAUACAUAUGCUAUACCAGUAGGUGAAAAUUAUGUAAUGAACAGAAAGAAGUGCACACAGCCAUCAUUUCUUUUUUGUAAAAAGCAUUUAAUAAGAGAAGUCUUAGUCUACAGAUAUUAAUAAUUAUACUAAUCUGGGUUUAUAUAGCACUUUAAUUAAUGGACGAUGUCUCCAAGCGCUUUUACUCCAACUCUCAACUUGGGUUCUGUGCGCACCGUUCUAUACAAGUGUGUACGCAUGCGUCACUUAACUAGUCUACAUAAUGAGUCAUUUUGCUGUUUACUGACAGUACAUUUAAACUGUAGCAUCUUUUUGGAGAAGUAAUGAUUUGAAUUUCAUAUUCUGGAUACAGUUUAUCGACAUGGAAUCCCUUCAUACACCAGGAGCAAAACCUGUUUAGGUGACUGGCGCACUUUGAACCCCUUGAAAAGAUGUUUUUAUAAUGUUCCUUUUUUUUUCAGGUACCGGUACAUGAAAGUGCUGAAAGAAAUCUUUAAAUUCCUUCUCUAUUUGCCUAUUCAAAUGAAAUUAGGGGCUGUUUGCAGACACAGUGUAGUUGCCUGUCAAUAUUAUAUAAAUUAUGAGUUUAGGCCCUAGGUCUCAAUAUCUUACCCAAACAUUGUUUACAAUUAUUAGGGAUUUUGUUCUCUUAUAAUAAGGGUGACUAUUUUAUUUCUCUACUUUUUUCAAUUUGUAUUUUGCAUUUUUUUUUUUAUCACCUUGUUUUGGUGUCGGCAACCACUUGACACUGCCUCCAAGGGCCAGCAAGACAAAUAGAUUGCUCUGAAUUUUAAUUUUAAUACGUGGAAGGUUUAUUAUUUCUUCAUAAAACCCUUUAUGUCCAUCCAGUUAUCAUUUUAACUAGGGAAAUAUGAUUUACAAAGUACCUGUUAAGGCCUGUUCAGGUAAGAUGCCAAAACAAUACAAAAAACACUAGUUUUUUUAACAUGUAAACGAAUUGCAACUGUGCGCAACAAAGAUCAUGCGCAUAUUCACCGAGCUCUGUGUUAUAGCAUACAGACAUGCAAUGUGUAUUACAUUUUUCGUCAUCUUAAAAAAAGAAAAUCAGUGGUUUUGCCAACGUCAUAGCUGAGCGAGGCCUUAUGGAUCUGAAACUUCAUUUAUAUUUAUAAUUUAUUCUCUAGAACCUUGCCCUUAUACAUGGUUUAUAAUAAUUUGCAUUUUGUUUACAAUUAUGAUGCGAGACAUCCGUAUACUAGUGUGUUUAUCAUUCAUAUCAUGAAUUAGAAAUGUCAGUGUGUGUGUUAUCCAAAUAAAAUUUAAUAGCCAGUUAA
Strongylocentrotus purpuratus (purple sea urchin) is the source of this 10715-nucleotide messenger RNA. Its product is annotated as roquin-1-like. Gene Ontology annotation, molecular function: metal ion binding. The record is from RefSeq and is a predicted model, not a curated record. The transcript has 17 exons. Lineage: Eukaryota; Metazoa; Echinodermata; Echinoidea; Camarodonta; Strongylocentrotidae. Bases 277 to 4833 code for a protein of 1518 amino acids.